CGAGCUCAGCAUCCACGCUUUGGGACGCUAGAGUUUUGAACUUUGGGAAAAGAUGCUGACACGGAUCUGGGUGUUAGGGUUGCUGACCUGCAGUUUGGUCAGCGCCGAAUAUUAUACCUCGAGAACGGCUGACAAGGACUUCCUGGUGAAGCAAAAGAAGAUCUACAACCUGCUUUAUCACAUCCCUCAACCGAACGUGGUGAACGUGCAGCUGUACAAUGAAGGACAAGCAUGGAACAUCGAGAGCAACAUCAACUCGUACAAGAACGUGGACGUCGUGAAAGAGUUCCUGUACAUGUACAAGAAUGGAAUGCUUCCACGGGGUGAACUGUUUUCGGUUUACUAUCCUAAGAUGCUGAAGGAGAUGGACGCGCUGUUCAGACUCUUCUAUUACGCGAACGAUUUUGACACUUUCUAUAACACUGCGUUGUGGGCAAGGAUUUACGUCAACGAGGGUCAGUUCUUCUUCGCCCUUUACAACGCGGUGUUUAGAAGACCGGACACCAUGUACAUUCAGCUGCCACCGCCGUACGAGAUUUAUCCCUAUGCGUUCUUCAAUUCCGAGGCUCUAGAAAAAGCUCACUAUGCAAAAGUUUAUGGCAAAUUAGACGCACAAAAGAGUGGGCCAUAUGAAACAUACAUAAUCCCUGCCAACUAUUCUGGCUGGUAUCUUAACCGUGAAUACAACUUUGAGAACAAAUUGAACUACUUUACUGAGGACAUUGGUCUCAAUGCAUACUACUUCUUCUUCCGUCAAGAAUGCCCAUUCUGGCUGAAGUCAGAUGAAUUUGAUUUCUUACGUUAUCGAGGAGAAGAAUACCUUUAUGGACACAAACAGCUGUUGAACAGAUAUUAUCUUGAAAGACUUUCCAAUGAUAUGCCGAAGAUCGAAGACUUCGAUUGGCAGAAGCCAUUCUUUGCUGGUUACUAUCCAACUAUGACAUACCACAAUGGAUUGCCAUAUCCCCAGAGACCAGAAUGGAACAACUUCCCCAGCUAUAAAUACAAAUAUAUCCAAGAUAUCAUGGAUAUGGAAUCAAGAAUAACUGCAGCAAUUGAUUCUGGUUAUAUACUACGUAAUGACAGCAAGUGGUAUGACAUUUACAAAAAUGAAGAUGGUUUGAACAUACUUGGAAACUUGAUUGAGGGUAAUGCAGACUCCUACAACCGUGACUUCUAUGGUAGCAUUGAUCUAUUGGCCAGGAAGAUCCUUGGUUAUAACUUAGAACCAGCAAGUCCCUAUCAAAUUCUUCCUAGUGCCUUGGAAACAUUCAGCAGUUCCAUGAGGGACCCUGCAUUCUAUAGACUUUACAAGAGAAUAUACCGUUACUAUUACAGAUACAAGAUGCAUCAAAAACCAUAUGCCAGAGAGGAAAUUGUUUACCCAGAGCUGAAGAUUGAAUCUUUUGCUGUUGACAAGUUAAUUACAUACUUUGAUCAAUUUGACACAUCUAUCAGCAAUGGUUUAUUAGUGAAAGAUCAAAGAGAAGCUGAAUCAUUAUUAAUCAAGAUUAGACAGUAUCGUCUGAAUCAUAAACCAUUUAAUUUCCACAUUACAAUUAAUUCUGAGAAACCAAUGAAGGCUGCACUGAGACUUUUCCUUGGACCAAAAUAUGAUGCACACCACAAAGUAAUGGAAGUUCCAGACAGUCUCAAAUAUUUCUAUGAAAUUGAUAACUGGAUGGUUGAUUUGAAUGCCGGUUUGAACAAAGUUGUACGCAACAGUCAAGACUGCUUCUUCUUAAUGCCUGAUCAAGAAUCAAGUGAAAUGUUCUAUAAGAAACUUCUGAAGUCUAUUGAUGGAGGUGAAUCAUUCAGUUAUAAUGAAAGAGUCUAUGGAUUCCCAGACAGACUGUUAUUACCAAAGGGUAAAAAGGAAGGAAUGCCAUUCCAAUUCUUCUUAUAUGUCAGCCCAGUGUCUUCAGAGACACAGUACAGCUCCAGAAUAUUUGGCAAUUACAAAUUCGACAAUAGACCAUUUGGUUUCCCUCUAGACAAGCCUCUUUAUGACUUCACAUACAAUGCACCCAAUAUGAUGUUCAAAAACAUUCUCAUUUAUCACAAGGACGAAUUCGAUAUGAAUAUGACUUUCUAAAUACUUUUCUCUAUCAUUUAUAUCUUGCGCAUUUACUUCUAUGAUAUCAUAAUUUUAUAAUAAAUGCUACUAUCUCUAUCUCCCAA
Molecule: messenger RNA, 2181 nt
Organism: Megachile rotundata (alfalfa leafcutting bee)
Lineage: Eukaryota; Metazoa; Arthropoda; Insecta; Hymenoptera; Megachilidae
Gene: Hex70a
Product: hexamerin 70a
Source: RefSeq, a predicted model, not a curated record